GCGUAGCAUGACAAGACACGAAAACGUAAGAUAAAGUUAAAAAAUAAGAAAAAGUUUUUUACAAACGGGUUUCAUCUUGUUUUUAGUUUGUGUUCACGCAUGGACCCCUUUACAAGAAUUGGCUCUCUUCAAAGGAAUCUCGAAACGCUUCUGGUUAAACAGACUUGAAUUGCUUCAUUGAAUUUUUGCAAUUUAUGACUUUAAAAAUAAAUAUACACAAGAGUCUCAUGGCUCGUUUGUUGUAACCUUCAAAAGUCUCUAUUUACGGUGCUCAUGUAUGUGCGUAGCUCAAGCCCUUCCAAACCACCUAUAUUACCAAAUCUCAGCAGUCUAUGCCAAAAAGACAGCCGUGGAAACUGUGAAAAUUUAGGAAUCAUACUCAUUGACAACUGAAUAUAAACACUAAAACUAUACCAUUUUAUGCUCCAUGUUUGGAGGCUUCUUGAGAAUUUAGGGAAUGGUGGAUGCUCAACAUAAAAAGCCAGAUAUUGAAGAAUUUUUCUCUUUUUUGCAAAAUGCUUUCCAUCCUCUAGAUGCAAAUCUGCUGGAUUCCUAUGUUCGCAAUCCUUUCGACCACGACGGCCAAGGCGGACCUUUUCGCUGCUUAAUUACGUUAGUUCCUUAUGAGGCUCUUCCUUUGAAUGUUCAUGAAGUCGCAAACCGAAAACCAUAUGUUCGACCCGUAUUGAUUCGGCCAUAUCGAACUUUACGCUUUGCAAGUAAUGAAGGAUAUGUUUGUAAAUUAACACCCGAAUCAUCCUUUACUCCAAUAGAGACAAUUACGCCUGCUUAUAAGGGACGACCUGCUUCCCGUCGCUACAUUAGUCUUAACAAUUACCAAAAAUCUACGGUUCUUCCAUUGAACGAAAAAAACUUUUCGAAUCAAGUCGUGGUUCAACUAUUGGAUUCUCUAGAAACUGACCUAGAUGUAAACAGCACCCGAGCGACGCUAUCAGCUGUCGAUCCAAACUGGCUUUGUCAGGUUUCAAACUUGACAUGUAGCCGUAAAUCUAUUGCUAACCUUUGCAUUCAAUAUGGAAGCCAAAUUUAUUAUGAUCCGUCUUACAGAAAUGCGUACGAAAUUUGGUCGAAUUCCUUACUCUUGGCUGCAUUUAUUCAUACACAAAGAGCGCUAAUUUUACCGGAUCUUUUCAGUAUAUCUAUCAGAAAAUCAUUAGAACGAUUUCACUCUCAGAGUCCUGAAUAUCCGUCUCUUCCACAACCUACUCUUGAGAUCCAACAAGAAGAUACCAAACCCCCUCUUGAAAACCGUUUGGAUCAGCAGGAUACUACUAAUACAUUUCCUACGAAAAAAUCACCUUCUCCCAAUAAAUCCGAUCAGCAUGUAUUACAGAAUAUUGCUUUUAUUACAACAACGAAUGUAUCGCCAAAAUCUCCAAAACACGAUGUCCCCUCACAAAUAGCGAAAUCCCCCAUACUUCAAGAAUUGCAUUUGCAAAAUGUUCCAUCCAACGAUAGCACUGAAGAAGAACAAGUGGAAAGUGAACCUGCGAUGGAUGAAGAGCAACUUAACGAAUCUUCUGAUUCAGAAGAAGAAUUUACAGAGUUGCUUGACUUUCUGAAUAGGAAGAAGGAUUGUGAAGAAGUCACCGCCCAACGAGAUAAAUUAUUCAAAGCUCGAAGUUUCCUGGAGAGCUGGCAAAAAGAAUGGAAACUUCUUGAUCGAGCAAUCAAUAAUGCCCAACAAAGUACUACUAACCAAUCUCACCCAAACCCAAGAGGUCGACCUCCUGGCUCAACAAAAGGGCGUAGGUCAAAGUUAUAAGCACUCACAUUAUUAUUUUGUCUAUUAUGUUUCUAAGAUUUAGUAAAAGUUCACGGAUUAGGAAACAUUUUAUUUGUUGUACCCAUUCUAUAGAUUACGAAUCAUGUACAUAGUUGCUUUUACCAAUAUAUAUUUUCCCUCUCAUAA
This is a messenger RNA of Schizosaccharomyces octosporus yFS286, 1933 nucleotides long. RefSeq lists its product as uncharacterized. The coding region runs from base 458 to 1786 and encodes 442 amino acids. The transcript is spliced from 3 exons. NCBI's taxonomy places the organism in Eukaryota, Fungi, Ascomycota, Schizosaccharomycetes, Schizosaccharomycetales, Schizosaccharomycetaceae. The record is from RefSeq and is a predicted model, not a curated record.